This is a messenger RNA of Cuscuta europaea, 1790 nucleotides long. NCBI's taxonomy places the organism in Eukaryota, Viridiplantae, Streptophyta, Magnoliopsida, Solanales, Convolvulaceae. The record is from the annotation of a GenBank genome assembly.
UUCUGCACCUGGAUAUUGUUGGUUGUCCACAGGUUCAAAAAAAACCGAACCGAACUGGCAGGUCGGAACGGAAACGGGUGAACUGUCCCUUUUCCCAUUUGGGUUAUCAAUUAACCCGCAAAAAUCCAGCCUUUCACGUAAAUCCGUCCUGGAUGGAAAUCAAUCCCUUGUCGAUCCCUUGGCCAGUGAAAGAGCUUAAGAUUAGAAAAAUUCAAACCAGAAAAAUUCAGAUCAGGUCAGAAACAUUCAGAUCAGAUCAGAAAGAUUCAGAUCAAAUCAGAAGCAUUCAGACCAAAUCAGAUCAGAUCAUAUCAGAAACAUUCAGAUCAGAAUUAUUAUUAUUAUUAUUCCGUAUUAUUAUUGUUGUUGUUGUUGUUGUUGUUAUUGUUGUUCUUAUUAUUAUUAUUAUUAUUAUUAUUAUUAUUAUUAUUGGGCCAACCAAAUGUGGGGGCGGAGCGCCCUGCCGACUAUGACUUCGGAGUUGAGGCCGUCGAAGGGGAUGAUCUGCAGACGUUUGACUUAGGCAUUCCGUGGACACCCCCCAUCACAUCGUUCUUAUCCACAAUGUUGUCGGGAUUGCGCAAGCUUUCUCAAGCAGGACCUUAAAAGAUUUUAAAAACGUGCUUACCCUUUCCCUUAAUUGUCAUUCUUAAAGGAUUUUAAAAAAUAAAAUAUAACAUAAAAUAAGUCAAAUAAAAAAACAAAUAAAACAAAAUAAAUAAAUAAAAAUAUACAGGCCUCAACCACCACCUCAACCACCUUCCAGCACCGCCGACUCUGGGCACCGAAAAAGAAUGCCAAAUUGAAAAAAAUAUCUUCGUGAUGACAAUUUUGAAAAACAAAUCUAAAUAUUUUCACCGACAACUAAGAGACUAUAUUUCAAUAUCACAAAAGCACUAUGAAAUACUUGUAUUAAAGACAAUUUAAAUAAUCAAAUAUUAUUCCUCUUGUUUUUUGAUAAAUCAAGAUUUCCUUUAUUAUUUCUUACUUCUAAACUACUAUUCAUUAACUUCUUCCCUACAAUUUUUUUUUUUAACUUUUUCCGUUAAUGGAAAUCCAAAAGAGAAUGAACAAAAAAAGAAAAAAAAAUGAAAAUGAAGAGAAAAGGGAAAGAAAAUUGUGGAGCUCCAUUCAUUGAAAAGAAAAGGGAACGCAAGACAAAAAAAAAAUAACACGUACGUUUUUAAAAUAAAAAAGGAAAUAAAAUUGAUACUCCACUACUAUACGUAUAUGAAAGACAAAGAAAAGCAAAAAUAAAAGAAAAGAAAUCCAUCUACGACCACCCUACGUUCAUAAUACUACGUACGAAAGGACUUCAAUAAAGAACAUUUAAAGCAACUUCAAUGCAAGGGUCUGGAUCUCUUACACACUCUUACGCAUGGGUCUCAUUUUUUAUCUCACAAUUUUUAUGUGUAGGUCCCACGUAUUCCUAAUUUAUUUAUUUUUAAAUUUUUUUAUAUCACUUUUAACCCACUUUUCAUCAACUUUUUCUUCUCGAAUCCCGUGUAAGGUCCAUAUAUGGACCUUGUCAUAGACCUUGGUCCAUUUUUACCUCUCUCUCUCAUCUUUUUCAUUUUUCCCUACACACCACUUCAUCCAAAUAUUUAUUCUAUCUCUAUCUCUCUCUUAUGCCACAUCAGCUGCAAUGCACCCUCCCAUUGGAGAUGCUCUUACCGGCUGCAACAAGUCAUUCCAGGUCACAUUGGUUUAAUUGAUCAUUUUUAGAGAGCAAGUAUAUCUAUAUGAUGCUUAAUUUUGUACAAGGGUUUAUGUGAUGGUUUCAAAAAAUU